Molecule: messenger RNA, 967 nt
Organism: Taeniopygia guttata (zebra finch)
Lineage: Eukaryota; Metazoa; Chordata; Aves; Passeriformes; Estrildidae
Source: RefSeq, a predicted model, not a curated record
GGGCGUGGCCGCGCAGCCAUGGAAGGGGACGGCGCGUACGAGCCGGGGUUCGUGGGGAUCCGCUUCUGCCAGGAAUGUAACAACAUGCUGUACCCCAAGGAGGACAAGGAGAACCGGAUCCUGCUCUACGCCUGCAGGAACUGUGAUUAUCAGCAGGAGGCCGACAACAGCUGCAUCUACGUCAACAAAAUCACGCACGAAGUCGACGAGCUGACUCAGAUCAUCGCCGACGUCUCGCAGGACCCGACGCUGCCCCGCACCGAGGACCACCCCUGCCAGAAGUGCGGGCACAAGGAGGCCGUGUUCUUCCAGUCGCACAGCGCCCGCGCCGAGGACGCGAUGAGGCUUUACUACGUCUGCACCGCCCCCCACUGCGGCCACCGCUGGACCGAGUGACCCCAAAAGUGACCCCAAGAGUGACCCCAAGAGUGACCCCAAGAGUGACCUCAAGACUCCAAAGAUUACCCCAAAAAUGACCCCAAAAGUGACCCCAAGACACCAAAAAUUAAACCAAAAAUGACCCCAGGAUUGGCCUCAAAUGUAACCCCGAAGUUACCCCAAAACUGACCCCAAAAAUGACCCAAAAGUGACCCUAAAAGUGACCCCAGGAUCCUAAAAGGGACCCCAGGAGUGACCCCAAGAAUGACCCCAAAAGUGACCCCAAUACACCAAAAGUGACCCCAAAAGUGACCCCAGGACCCCAAAAGUGACCCCAAAUGGGACUUCAAGAGUGACCCCAGGAGUGACCCCAAAUGCGAACCCAGGACCCCAAAAAUUACCCCAAAAGUGACCCUGGGACCCCAAAAAUUAAACCAAAAUUGACCCCAGGAUUGGCCUCUCAAAUGUGACCCUAAAGUGACCCCAAAAGUGACCUCAGGAGUGACCCCGGGAUCCUAAAAGUGACCCCAGAGGUGACCCCAAGAGUGACCUCAAGACUCCAAAAAUUACCCCAAAAAUGACCCCAAAA